AUGGAUCGUCAUCCCGGUGGCCCCACGACCAUCCUCGCCUGGGCGGGGAAGGACGCCUCGAAGUUCUUCAACGACAUCCACAAGGGCGUAAAGAUCGACGCCUACUUGCGACCAGAGGCCUUCUUGGGCGACCUGGGCGUGGACGAGAACCUGAUGUCGGACCAGUUCUGGCACACGCUGCGCGAGGCCCGCAUCGUGGAGAUCCGACAGGAGGUCGAUCGCCUGCUGGACCGCUGCACAAAAACACACAAGGCCGACAGCAUUCCGCGCCUCCUCCAAGACAAGUGCCCCGGCCUCCAUUAA
This is a messenger RNA of Symbiodinium necroappetens, 303 nucleotides long. The record is from the annotation of a GenBank genome assembly. NCBI's taxonomy places the organism in Eukaryota, Dinophyceae, Suessiales, Symbiodiniaceae.